This is a messenger RNA of Pseudozyma flocculosa PF-1, 2841 nucleotides long. RefSeq lists its product as uncharacterized. The transcript is spliced from 3 exons. The coding region runs from base 1 to 2841 and encodes 946 amino acids. Gene Ontology annotation, cellular component: glucosidase II complex. The record is from RefSeq and is a predicted model, not a curated record. Gene Ontology annotation, molecular function: carbohydrate binding; alpha-glucosidase activity. NCBI's taxonomy places the organism in Eukaryota, Fungi, Basidiomycota, Ustilaginomycetes, Ustilaginales, Ustilaginaceae. Gene Ontology annotation, biological process: carbohydrate metabolic process; N-glycan processing.
AUGGACCAGGUGGGCCAACGCUUUGGUGACUGGAAACGCUAUGACCAGGCCCAUCAGUGGGGCGUCGACCAGAUGCCGGAGCUCGCCAACGGUCCCGGCGAGACCCAAGUCGAGGUCGAUGCCGCGGCGGGCGUCACCACGGUCCACUACGGACCCGAUCUCAGCCGAGCCAUUCGCAUCCAGCAUCGCCCCGUCAAGAUCGAGGUGCUGCGCGACGGCGUCGUUCAGGUCGUCCUCAAUGAGCGCGGACUGCUCCACAUGGAACACUUCCGCAAGAAGCCUCAGACAUUCCCUACGGUCAAGACUGAGGGCAGCGCCGACGAGCCCAAGCAAGUCGUUUUCGAGGCAAGGAAACGGUCGAUCCUCUCUUCACCUCAAGCAUCUGAACUUGACGAACAGCUGGUGUCCCAGUGGGCCGGCUUUGAAGAAGAGGAUUCGGGCGAAUGGGAGGAGACGUGGGCCGGGCGGCGGGACUCGAAGCCCAAGGGACCUGAGGGUCUGUCCCUCGACUUUACGUUCCCGGGCUACCCGCACCUGUUUGGUCUUCCGGAGCACGCAUCCCCGCUCUCGUUGAGAUCUACGCGGAGCCCGGUAGGCGAAGCCGCGUCCGACGAAGAGGCAGGUCGCUUCCAGGACCCGUACCGGCUCAUGAACACCGACGUCUUCGAGUACGACUACGACUCUCCGAUGAGCCUGUACGGCAGCGUGCCGGUGCUGCAUGCCCAGGGCAAGGACAGCGCCAUCAGCAUCUUCUGGCUGAGCGCAUCGGAGACCUGGAUCGACAUCCACAAAACCCGGCCAUCGCCCUCGACGACCGACUCGCACGCCCACUUCUUCUCGGAAUCGGGCAUCCUCGACCUCUUCCUCUUCACGUCUGCCGACGCCCAGACAAACAUGGCCCACUUCACCAAGCUGGUCGGCCGCACUGCGCUCCCGCAGUACUUUGCCAUCGGCUACCACCAGUGCAGGUGGAACUACCUGACCGACAGCGAUGUCAAGGAUGUCAGCCAGCGUUUCGACGAGGAAGAUAUUCCCAUGGACGUCAUGUGGCUCGACAUCGAAUACAGCAAGGAACACAUGUACGGAGUGUGGGACGAAAAGGCGUUCAAGGACCCGGAGGGCAUGGUCAAGGCCCUCGAUGAUCGAGGUCGAAAGCUCGUCGUCAUCAUCGACCCUCACCUCAAGAGGACUCGCGACUACUGGCUGUACGCCGAGGCGCAGGACAAGAAGCUCCUGGUUAAGGACUCGACCGGCUCUGGAGAGUAUGAGGGCUGGUGCUGGAGCGGCAGUGCGAGCUGGCUCGACAUGUUUGAGCCUGCCAGCUGGCAGUGGUGGGCCGACCAGUUCUCGCUCGCCGGCAGCAAGCUGACGGGCAAGAUUCGCGCCAAUGCCCGCAACGUCUUUGUAUGGAACGACAUGAACGAGCCGGCCAUCUUCAACGGCCCCGAGAUCACGUCGCCCAAGGACGUGAUCCACGCGGGAGGGUGGGAGCACCGCGACCUCCACAACAUCAACGGCGUCCUGUUCCACAACCAGACCGCGCGGGGCCUCCGCGAUAGGGAGCUCAAUGUACCCGCCUCGAUGGGCGGCGGUAAGCGACGUCGGCCAUUUGUGCUGUCGCGGGCAUGGUGGGUCGGAACGCAGAAGUACGGUGCCAUCUGGACCGGAGACAACCUCGGCACCUGGGAGCACCUGGCGGUCAGCGUCCCCAUGAUCCUGGCCAACAACAUCGGAGGCAUGAGCUUCUGCGGUGCCGACGUGGGUGGUUUCUUUGGCAACCCCUCCCCGGACAUGCUGGUUCGCUGGUACCAGGCCGGCAUCUUCGAACCCUUCUUCCGCGCGCACGCGCACAUCGACACCAAGCGCCGCGAGCCGUAUCUCCUCGACGAGCCCUACCGAAGCGCGGUCCGGGAGCUCAUCAAGACCCGGUACCGGAUGCUGCCGGUCUGGUACACGGCGUUCAAGGACUCGGCCGUCUCCGGACUGCCGGUGCUGCGGCCGCAGUAUCUCAUGUUCCCUCACGACGUCGAGGGCUUCGGCAUCGAUGACCAGUACUACAUCGGCGACACGGGCCUGCUGGUGAAGCCCGCGGUCAAGCAAGGCGUCGAGUCGGUGGACGUCUAUCUCGCCGAGGACAAGCCGUACUACAACUACUUCACCCACGACGUCUACCACGGCUCGACGGGCGGCAAGAGGGUCACGGUACCGGCCCCGUUGACGGCACAGCUGCCGGUGCUUCACCGCGGCGGCUCUAUCCUGCCGAUUCGGGAGCGGGCGCGCCGUGCUGCCGAGCUCGCCCGACGGGAUCCCUUCACGCUCAUCGUCGCGCUCGACAAGGUCGACUCCUCGCCGAGCCACGGCGGUCGUCGUGUGAGGGCGCAGGGCUCGCUCUACCUGGACGACGGCCAGACGUACGACUACGAGCAGGGCGAUUUCGUCUGGCGGCGGUUCCGCUGGUCCUCGGAUCCGGCCGCGGGCAGUCACGCCCUCGAGAGUGUGGACGAGACGCAGCUCAAGGCCCAGUCGGCCGACGUGGUCCUCGCCGACUCCAAGCAGGUCGCUCCGUAUUCCACCACCAACCAAUUCGCCGAGUCCAUCCGCGACGUCAGGGUCGAGAGGAUUGUCGUGCUCGGACUGGAGAAGGAGCCCAAAACGAUCCGGAUCCGCGGCGGCCGCAACGACGGACACGAGGUCGAGUGGACCUGGAAGGCCGGCGUGGCCGCAUCGGGCAAGGGCGGAAGUAGCUUCGGUUUCGGUACCGGGUCCAGCGCGGCCAGCGAGCUGGUCAUCAAGGACCCCUCCGUGCUGAUCCGAGACAACUGGACCAUCGAGUUCGAGUAG